AUGACGUUGACUGGUCUGAAGGAACUUGUAGCCGACAAAAGCCGCUGCAUUGUGUUGGAUGGAGGAUUUGCCACUGAAUUGGAGAAAGAUUCACGUGUAGAUCUAAGUACCUCUAGCUUGUGGUCAGCGUUUUUGCUGUUGGACAGGAAUGCACAUCUGCAACAAGUGAUUGUGAACGCCCACAAGACCUACUUUCUAGCAGGAGCGGACGUUGCAACUACCACCAGUUACCAGGCUUCAGCUGACGGGUUCAAGCGUGAGGGCGUGACAUUGAUUGACGACGUUGAGAAGCUCUUUGCUAGAAGUAUCGACCUUGGCGUGCAGGCACGAGACGCUGCAUGGAACGAAAUGGACCAGAGUCAACGGAUGAAGCCCCUAGUGGGUGCCAGUAUCGGCUGCUACGGCGCUGCGUUGGCUGACGGAUCGGAAUACCGUGGUGACUACGGCAAGAGCAAGGAGCAACUCGUGGCAUGGCACAAGCAUCGCUUUGCCUUUUUCACUAACUACGCACCCGUCGACUUACUCAUUUGCGAGACGAUUCCGUGCCUCGUAGAGGUGGAGGCGUUUGUGGACCUGUUGAACGAGUUCCCGACUGCUCACGCCAUUGUUGCGAUGGCUUGUUGCAAUGGAACGGAACUUAACAGUGGUGAGCCGAUUGCUCAUGUCUCCAAGAUUUUGUCCAAACUCAAAAAUCGGUCACAGCUAGUUGCUGUUGGUAUCAACUGCACACCGCCGCAGCACGUAGAAAGUCUGCUGCGCAAAUUAAACUGUCCCUGGCCUAAGGUAGUUUACCCGAACAGCGGAGAGGGAUGGGAUGGAGUGAACAAGAAAUGGCUUCCAGCUGAUAGCGGCGAUGACCCGAGCUCCUGGGAAAAGUUGUUGCCCAAAUGGUACGAUGCCGGCGCGCGCUUCUUUGGCGGCUGCUGCCGAACUUCACCUAAUGACAUUCGCGCUAUCCGUGACUACUUUGAACGUCGUCAGCUGCUGUAG
Messenger RNA from Peronospora farinosa, 990 nucleotides. The record is from the annotation of a GenBank genome assembly. Lineage: Eukaryota; Oomycota; Peronosporomycetes; Peronosporales; Peronosporaceae.